CGCCGACAAUUUCUAAACACUAAAAGACCUUAAAACAAAAUACGUUGACAGCCUGCCAUUCUGCCAGCCUGCCUGACACAGAAACCAGAAGAGACCAAGAAAGACAGAGAAAGCGAGAGACAAGCCUCCAAAAAUUUUAGUUACCACAACAAUCAAAGUGCGCGCGCUUUUAAUUUUGUAUUUGCAAAUCAAAGUUUUAAAGUAAAAUUACAAAAAUGCCAAACGCAAGUGAACAAAUAAUGGCAAGCCAGCAAAUGUCUAAAUCGGACACCAUAAAUCUACGCAAGAAACAUAUUGGGCAAGCCUGCCAACUAUUUUAUCGCUCUGAUCCAUUGAAAAUUGUCCGCGGACAAGGUCAGUACAUGUUUGAUGAAGAGGGCACACGCUUUCUGGAUUGCAUAAAUAAUGUGGCGCAUGUGGGCCACUGUCAUCCGGAGGUGGUGCGAGCCGGCGCCAUGCAGAUGGCCACAAUAUCGACAAACAAUCGCUUUCUGCACGAUGAGCUGGUGCAGUGCGCCAAGAAUUUGACCGACAAGAUGCCGGCUGAGCUGAGCGUUUGCUUCUUCGUCAACUCCGGCUCGGAGGCGAACGAUCUGGCACUGCGCUUGGCACGCAACUAUACGCGGCGCCAGGAUGUGAUUACGCUAGACCACGCCUAUCACGGACACUUGCAGUCGGUUAUGGAGAUAUCGCCGUACAAGUUCAAUCAGCCAGGCGGCGAGCCGAAGCCGGAGUACGUGCAUGUGGCGCCCUGUCCGGAUAUCUAUGGCGGCCAGUUCACGGACAAGCUGUACCCGAAUGCCAAUUUGGCGGCGCUCUAUGCCAAGCCCAUCGAAGACAUAUGCGCACGCCAGCUGGCCAAUGGCCAGGGCGUGGCCGCCUUCAUAGCCGAGAGUCUGCAGAGCUGCGGUGGCCAGAUUCUGCCACCCGCCGGCUACUUCCAGGCUGUGUACGAUGCGGUGCAUAGCGCCGGCGGCCUGUGCAUUGCGGAUGAGGUGCAGGUGGGCUUUGGACGCGUGGGCAGUCACUAUUGGGCAUUCGAAACGCAGGGCGUUGUGCCCGACAUUGUGAGCGUGGCCAAGCCCAUGGGCAAUGGCCAUCCAGUGGGCGCUGUGGUCACUACACCAGAAAUAGCGCAGGCCUUCCAUGCCACAGGCGUGGCAUACUUCAAUACCUACGGUGGCAAUCCGGUGUCCUGUGCCAUUGCCAAUGCCGUCAUGCGUGUCAUUGAGCAGGAGCAGCUGCAGCAGAAUGCCCAGCGGCUGGGCGAGUAUCUGCUGCGGGAGUGCAAUCAGCUGAAGCAGGAGUUCGACUGCAUUGGCGAUGUGCGUGGCAUGGGCUUGUUUGUGGGCAUUGAGCUGGUCAGCGAUCGGGAGACGCGCACGCCGGACACCAAGACGGCCCAUUGGGUCGUCGAUCGCAUGAAGCAAGUGCACAAGGUGCUCGUCAGCAGCGAUGGACCCAACGACAAUGUCAUCAAGCUAAAGCCACCCAUGUGCUUCAGUCUCGAGAAUGCCGAUGAGUUCUUGCUGGCGUUCCGCGAGUGCCUCACGCUGCACAUGCAACAGCUGCAUGCAGCGCAUCCGGAUGUGGCGGCUGACAAUACAAACAGCGUGAUUACCACAGCUGCCGACACGCUGGCGAAUAAGACGAAGCGCUUCGACCGGGAGGAUCGCUUCAUCAAGUCCGUAUGAGUGUCGUCGAUUAGCUAAAAAACCAAAGCAUAUUUAUAUAUAACUUAGUUUAAACAUACAU
Messenger RNA from Drosophila busckii, 1755 nucleotides. RefSeq names its product alanine--glyoxylate aminotransferase 2-like. The record is from RefSeq and is a predicted model, not a curated record. Gene Ontology annotation, cellular component: mitochondrion. The coding region runs from base 216 to 1694 and encodes 492 amino acids. Gene Ontology annotation, molecular function: pyridoxal phosphate binding; transaminase activity. NCBI's taxonomy places the organism in Eukaryota, Metazoa, Arthropoda, Insecta, Diptera, Drosophilidae. The transcript has 4 exons.